AUGACAGAGACGCAAGUGCUGCGCCGAGCCACGAGCAGCGUCGUCGAAUUGACCGCUGUGCAUGAGACAAGUCGGUACUUCAUGAUUCCAUCAACAGCUACGGUCCAGGAGGAGAUCAUUCAGGCCACGAGGCACCCGCUCUGUCUCGUUGGCGCCUCCACAAGGGUGAAGAAGACAAGCGCGGCUUUCGGCGUCCAAGCACGCCCCGGCAAGGCCUACCGACUCACCAAUUGGAGGCUCGCCCCGGAGCACUGA
Penicillium oxalicum is the source of this 255-nucleotide messenger RNA. RefSeq lists its product as uncharacterized. Lineage: Eukaryota; Fungi; Ascomycota; Eurotiomycetes; Eurotiales; Aspergillaceae. The transcript has a single exon. Bases 1 to 255 code for a protein of 84 amino acids. The record is from RefSeq and is a predicted model, not a curated record.